Molecule: messenger RNA, 2483 nt
Organism: Colossoma macropomum (tambaqui)
Lineage: Eukaryota; Metazoa; Chordata; Actinopteri; Characiformes; Serrasalmidae
Gene: lyrm1
Product: LYR motif containing 1
Exons: 5
Coding region: 653-1030 (125 amino acids)
Cellular component (GO): mitochondrion
Source: RefSeq, a predicted model, not a curated record
UCCGGAUUAAACUCAUUAAAUCUGAUCAAAUAUUGAUUAAAAGCGGAUUAAUAUCAGGUUAUUACGCCGCCGUGCCGGCUGAGCGCGGAGCUGUAGAUAUCGGGUCUUUAAUGAAGCGCUGUUUGUGUGAGUGUCGCUGUUCAGAAGCUCGGCUUUCUCCGUUUUACAGUACUUUAGUUAUUUAUUUCAGAAAUAAAGACUCUGCAGUUUCACCAACAUCGGUUUUGAACAAAUCCUCUCAAAUCGAGUCGGUUUGUUUGUAAUCAGGGCUGCUGAACGAAGCUAAUCGCCAUAAUGUAGUUGCAGCACCGUUUAAGGUGGACCGGAACAUUCGAGUAAGAGGCGAACUUCACUCCACAGAGCGGAGAAAGUGUUGUUAAAGACAUCUGGUAUCUAUUUUGUGCAUUUCAGAUGGAAAAACAUGUUAUAAUAGAAGGAGUUCUUGAUGAUUUGCUUUAGUUGUUGAAUGUUAAGCUCACUAUUUGUAAUUAGACCAGAGUAAUAUCCCUGUAGGUAUAUAAAUAUAUACAUUUUGUAAAUAUUUCAUUUUCUUAUUGUUAAGUGAAUGAGAAAUUGUGAACAAGCAGCAAAAGGACAGAUAAAUAACCCAACUACAGCCUCGUGCAUCAUCAUAACACAGAGAUGAAACAGCAUGGAAAAUGUCGCCAUGGUGACCGCUGCCUCCCGUGCACAGGUUCUGUCCCUGUACAGACGUGUGCUGCGCAUCGGCCGCAGCUGGAGAGCGCAGAACGAACACGAGACGGAGAAAGAGAGGAAAUACAUCAGUGAGGAAGCACGAAACCUGUUCAGACAAAACCAACAGCUGACUGACCGAGAAUCGAUCCAGAGAUGUAUAUCUGAAUGUGAAGCACGAAUAGAAAUAGGACUUCACUACAGGAACCCGUAUCCCAGACCUUUGUAUCUUCCUCCGAUGGGUUUGGCCACUCAGAAGGGCAGGAAGCUGAGAGCCCAGCAGAGACUGAGGAAACAAGCAAAGCCUGUUUAUUUACAGUCACACGAUGAGACGUAACACACACACACUCACACACACACACAUUCUGUAUUAAAAUUGACUUGAUUUAAAUAUGUGCACCAUUUCCAUAUUGAUAAAAAAAUAUAAUUUAAUCACAGAGUUAAUGAGAGUGAGACACAACCCAAACACAUUUUGUUUUAGCUGAGUAAUUGUAAAAGUGUUUGAGCUAGAAUAAAAAUUUAUAUUAAAGUAAUCUUCACGUCUCUUCCAGACAUGAAAAUGUAAAUUUGAAACUGUCAAACUGCCGUUUGUGAGCAGUUCAGCUGAAAGCGGUGCAGACGUUACAGCUUCCCUGUGGUCUGGGUUACUGUAUCAGACUGAGGGGCUAAUGUGUCGAUGAGCUUUUCAACCUUAUUACAUAAAAUAUAUACAGUCAUAUGCACCAGUCUGAACACCCCCAGGUAAAUUAAUGACUUUUUGUGGAUUUUAUAAGUGAAAUUAAAUUAACACGUCCUCUACAGAGGCUCAAAAAGAAGGUCCACCUUGAUGUCUAAGUCUUAAGUGAUCUCAGAAUCAACAUCAUACUGAUGAAGAUAUGAUAAUAACAGUAUAUAAUUCACUCACAUCCUCAGAAGACGCUCCUUCACCAAGUUUAGACUGAGUUCUCUUUGAAUUCUCUUUUAAUUAUUAGAUUAUUCAUCUGUUCGGGGAAUGGAACCGAAGCACAACCCAUGUUAAAAAUGUGGGUGCAAUUACAUAUUUCCACCAGAGAGGUCUCCAAAUCCCCAAAACUUACACAGAGCAGCUUUAAAUACAUGAAAUUUUCAUCUUAUGUUUUACCCCACCUUGUGUUGUGCCCUGCUGUACCUACUUUUACAAAUAAAAUGACAUGAUGAAGAAUGUGUGACAUCAUUUAUGCUAUUGGGGAAGCAGAGUUCAAAGGCUAGUCCUUUAUGUUUUAAUUAAACAUUGAUGACUUCUUUGACAGCACGUCCAUCUCAUCACACAAAAAAAAUCAUGCGAUUCACUACUGAAAACAUGACGUUAGAAGGCGUAUCCAGGAUUACAGGGAGCGUUGCAGCCAGAUUUGUCUGAAAUAUUCCACCCUGUGAAUAAAAUAUAUAUUUCAACACUAUUAUUGCCUUUGGCCUUGUGUUGAUGUAAUAUAUUUAUGUCGAAAUGAUGUGCCAAUUUUUUUUGUCAGAUUAAUUAAUGCAGCACUUUUUUAUUGUAGUAGAACAAAUAGUCAAAAAUAUUUCACUUGUAAGAUUAAAAGUGUUAAUCAGGGAUCAUUUAAACCACAGCUGUAAAUGAUUUAUAAAGGUGUUUAUGUUGAAUUGUUUACAGUAAUUUAGCUCAGACCGUAUGUAUCAUUUAUAACGUCCAGCAUCUUAACACGCCGUCUUUAUUUACACUGUUUCUGUCUGUUUAAUUGUUCUCGUCUCUGUAUAUUCUGAAGUAUGAUGUAAGAUUUAUUUAUGCUUAUGUAAUAAAGUUCAAUAUGUAAUGA